Molecule: messenger RNA, 2545 nt
Organism: Portunus trituberculatus (swimming crab)
Lineage: Eukaryota; Metazoa; Arthropoda; Malacostraca; Decapoda; Portunidae
Exons: 2
Coding region: 144-1007 (287 amino acids)
Source: RefSeq, a predicted model, not a curated record
GCAGCUAGUCGCCCUGAACCACUGUGCCUCCCGUCGUCAGCACAGUUGGUAGCGAGCUCCCGUGGGAAUAAGACAUACCCCUCUGUGCCAGGAUUUGCCUUUUACCUUUGGACUUUUUUUACCACAGUGCUUGAGAGCUCAAGAUGUCACACAACGAAGAACAUUACCACGAGGACCUGAGCCGUACAUACUUUAUAGACAUGGCGGACAGUACAUAUCAACUGCAACCCAUGGAGGCUAUGGCAAUCCCUCCCGACCCUACUCCAUUUAUCAGUUCGACCUACCUCACGAUGUCAGAGAUAAGUUUGGAUCAACCACUGCUGGCACCAGAAGCUGAAGGAGGCGAUCUGUCUGACUCCACGAUUCCAGAGGUAACUUUUGAUCAACCACUGCUGGCACCUGAAGCUGAAGGAGGCGAUCUGUCUGACUCCACGAUUCCAGAGGUAACUUUUGAUCAACCACUGCUGGCACCUGAAGCUGAAGGAGGCGAUCCGGCAGUCUCCACCAUGCCAGUGGUAACUUUAGAUCAACCACUACUGGCACCUGAAGCUGAAGGGGGUGUUCAGCUUCCUGCCUCUUCUCAAACCUCGCGUGAGAAGGCAGUCCCAAGCACCAGCUGUGGACGCAAGAGUAGGAAGCGCAGUAAUGAAAACAAGGAAGGGAAAAAGAAAAUCCCUAAAUACAUGCAGGACGAAAAUUAUCCAAAUCUGACACGUCAAGAAAGCAAUUCCAUUAAGAAUUCUAAAAACGCCAAAAAGAACAGAGAUAAGACGGAGAGAAAAAUCCAGGAGCUGGAGCAACGGGUUGAUGAUGUCGAAGAAGUAAACAAUCAACUGGUAAAGGAAAACAAUCAACAGAUAGAACAAAACAACCAAAUGAUGAAGGAAAUCAAUAUGCUUCAUUCCAAAAUUAGGAAUCAAAAUCAAAUAAUCCAGUGGUAUCAGAGACGGGAAGACAAGAUGAAGAAGCUGAUGAAUUCGCCACCAAACUCUGGCAUGCUCCAGUAGACAUUGCCAGGAAGCCUGCCACACUCGCGGAUAAAAUCGGUAAAGUUUUACAUUUGUAAUGUUAUAAUCAAGGAAACACAUGUGGGUAUCUUUCUAGAUUAACAAUUUUUACUUAAAAAUUUUACUAUAACAAAAUAUGUCUGUGAUUUUAUUUUUUUCAUAUUGUGGCUGGACUUCUUUCUAUUACUCACUUCCGCCUCCUGCAAACACCUAGAACUUACUGAAUAGCGAGAAAGUUGUUGGCCCUCGUUAAAGAAACACCAAUGUUAACUUCACAAAUUUCAGGAAAGACGAACAGUACAAUGGAAGUGCCUUGACCUUAAGGACAAUCAGUUCCCCGCAGUGCCUUACAAUUACUUAUUGGUUUUCUAGUCCUUUAGAAUCUUCGACAUCCAAGAUGUCAACAAUAUGCCGCCAUUGUGGCAGUGCCACUUUAAAAAAAAGGAAAGGCCACAUCAUAGAUUGUGCCUCCAUUCCAUAAACUGCUUACGUAUAGGCUCCGGAGAGACAGGACCUUUGUUGUUAAACAGUAUAAGACACUGAUGAACUAAAGAAUAAGUACAUAUGACGGAACAAGUGUAACGAGCUUUGACGCGAGUCACGUUCAACUAGUGAGUUACUCGGCCUGUCAAGUUACUGCAAACAUCUAAUGGGUUGAGAAUGUGAUGCGGCCUAAUUACAGCGCUCAAGUAAUGCUAGUCCGCGUAGCCAUUAGCAGGGGAAAUGUGCAAAUAAAAAAAAAAAAAAAAAAAAAAUAAAUAAAUAAAAAAUAAAUGAAAUAAAAUAAAAAGGACAGCACUCAACUUGUUACACAAUUUAUAUUCUAAUAAACAGUCAUCUUUGAGGCACUACUCAAAGUAACAUGAGUUGCAUAAAGAGUUCCUUUAAUUUAACAGUUUCCAUUAUGAUCCUGAGGACAGAAGAGAUGCAAUGACUGUCAACAAUAGUUAGGCAGAAUUAUUGUCAUUAUGUAAUCAUUAUGUAAACAAAAUAUUGUGUUUCAGUCUGUAACACUCAGCAUGUCUUUUUCGUAUUGUAUCUCCUUUCCACUUAUUUUGUAUUUGUAAACUCUUAUGUCACGUUUUUUUUUUUUUUUGGCCAGUAUGACUAUUUUCCAUAGACCCAUUCGCUUCAGUAAUUUAAAAGCUGAAUGGAUUUAUAAUGUUUUUAAUCAUAUAUGAACACUGCAAUCAUCAAAUCAGACUGGAAACAUAUUACAAAAUCAAGGCAUGCUGCUUAGUGGUAACAAAUCUGCUCUUAUAAUUUUAUGUCUCUAAUGAUUUAAUUUUAUCCGUAGAAUUUCUUGUGAACAUGUUAGUAUUGUAAAACUGAUAGAAAUUUGUUUUAUUUAUUUAUUUAUUUUUUUUGGUGUUAAUUUUUAUCCUUUGUAAAAAGACCAUUGAUUGUAUUGAGGUAUUGUACAGUACAUACAUAGUUCGCAAGAGAUGGAACACAAAGUUUUUAAAAUGUAUUUUGCUUGAAUUAAUUUGCUUUUAAUCUUUGCAACAUUAAUUUGUUUAAAUAAAAUUGGCUGCUUA